AUGGUUCUCCCAGUGCCGGCUGCAGAGGAACCCAAUGUGACCCUGGCCGAUGAGGCCCUUCAGAAGCUGGUAGCGUCUACAUACAAAACCUCACAUCUUGAGUUCUUUCUCAACGGAACGCGGGUCAAGCUUCAAACCCCAAAUCCACAUUGGACCCUGCUGGACUUUAUUCGCUCUCAGCAUGGCCUCAAAGGCACAAAGCUUGGCUGCGGCGAGGGUGGCUGUGGAGCAUGUACAGUCGUCCUUCAGGUCGCAGAUGCAAAGCAGAAAGGGAUAAUCAGGCAUUUAGCUGUCAAUGCCUGUUUAUAUCCACUUGUAGGCGUGGUGGGAAAGCAUGUAAUUACUGUCGAGGGACUGGGGAGUGUAAACAAUCCUCAUCCUUUACAAGAACGGCUCGCGAAACUGCAUGGCUCACAAUGUGGAUUCUGUACCCCGGGAAUCGUCAUGUCCACAUACGCCAUGAUUAGAAAUGCCUACGACCAGCAGUCCGGGAAAUUAAAACUGAGCAGACAUGACGUGGAAUUGAAAGGUUACUUGGAUGGAAAUCUGUGUCGAUGCACAGGCUAUAAGCCUAUCCUCGAGGCCAUCAACACUUUUGUCACCCAGGAUCUCCAGGGCGAGAUUUUGCCUAACGCAUGUGUUGCCGACACUUCUGGGCAGACUAAUAACGAGAAAAUUCCUUAUGAAUUGAGUUCACUUCCCAAUGCAGCAAAUGCAUCAUCGACUGGAUCUUGCGGCAGACCUGGGGGCUGUUGCAAGGAUGAUCCAGCGAAAGAAUCAUGUUCAUCAACACCUUCUAGUGAUGCAGGUGAUAGCGAGGACACGUCACUUACAAGUGUUUCGGAUGAGGACACGACAGAAUCAACAAGACACAAAAGGGGUGUCCCUCAGAUCAAGUUUUUGCAGUAUGCCCCAGAUACGGAGCUAAUCUAUCCGCCAAGUCUUCACAAGUUUGAGCAUCGAGCAAUUUGCUAUGGCGAUGAAACAAAGAUAUGGCUACGGCCGACCCGUUUGCAGGAAUUGCUGGAGCUGCUUGACGUCUACCCUGACGCAAAACUUGUCGGAGGAGCGAGUGAAGUCCAGAUUGAAGUCCGCCUCAAAGCAUCAUCAUAUCCUGUCUCAGUUUUCAUUGCCGAUAUUGCAGAGCUGGCAGAAGUAUCGGUGCCCAAAGACGUUGCAACAAUGAAAGAGCUGGUCAUCGGUGGCAAUACGUUGUUAUCCAACCUUGAGACUAUUUGUAUCGACCUGGAGGCUAGACUGAAAGAACGAGGCUCUGUCUUUGGCGCCAUGGCUAAGGUUCUGAGGUACUUUGCAGGACUACAAAUCCGAAAUGCCGCAUCUUUGGCUGGGAAUAUUGCAACUGCGUCCCCAAUUUCCGACAUGAACCCCGUUUUAAUAGCGGCGGAUGCAACUAUUGUUACGCAGACUCUCAACACUAAAACGGUAAUACCUAUGAAAUCUAUGUUCAAGGGAUACAGAAAGACCGCUCUUCCCCAAGGCAGCGUUAUAACCCGUAUCCACAUCCCGAUCCCACCAGCGGGGAUUAAAGAAGUCACCAAAUCAUACAAGCAAGCGCGACGGAAAGAAGACGAUAUCGCCAUUGUUACGGCUGGGUUUCGGGUGAGGAUAAGUUACGAUGGGACAGUGGAAGAGACUUCGCUUGUAUACGGUGGCAUGGCACCUAUGACAGUAGAGGCGACAGAAUGCUCUGAUUCUCUCACAGGCAAACCCUGGAAGUCCCAGAAGACACUUCAAUAUGCCCUCACUUUACUAGCGAGAACUUUCCCUCUGCCAUACGGAGUCCCAGGUGGAAUGGCUUCUUACCGGAGAACUUUGGCUCUUUCCAUGUUUUUCCGUUUUUGGCAUGAAUCUGUUGCGGAAUUAGGGCUAGGAAAAUUCGAUUCUGGCCUGGAAGAGAUCGAGCGAGGACUCUCGUUUGGCUCAAGAGACAACUACAAUCCGAACGAGCAAAAGAUUGUGGGUAAACAAAUACCUCAUCUUUCAGGGCUGAAGCACGCCACUGGUGAAGCUGAGUACCUCGACGAUAUGCCACACCAAGACCGGGAGCUUUACUGUGCCCUAGUCAUCUCGCAGAAAGCCCAUGCACUCCUCAAAUCUGUGGACUGGACACCGGCAUUGCGACCAGGUCUGGCAAUCGGGUACAUUGAUAAGCACAAUAUCGACCCAGAUAAGAAUAACUGGGGAUCAAUCAUCAAGAACGAGCCUUGGUUUGCGACGGACAAGGUCACUUCUCAUGGCCAACCGAUUGGUGUGGUAUAUGCCGAGACAGCGUUAAAAGCACAAGAGGCGGCACGUGCUGUCAAAGUUGAGUAUGAAGAACUCAAGCCCAUUUUGUCUGUUGACGAGGCGAUUGAAGUGAAGAGCUUUUAUGAUUUCUAUAAAAAAGAUCUCCGAAAGGGCGCUCCGCCAGAAGAAUUGGACCAGGUAUUUGCCAAGUGUGAUUAUGUGUUUGAAGGUACCUCUAGGGCUGGCGGACAAGAGCAUUUCUAUCUUGAAACGAACACAUCCAUGGUAAUCCCUCACGUGGAAGACAACUCGAUGGAAGUAUGGUCUUCGACUCAGCAUACUCUCGAAACACAAGAAAUGAUUAGCUAUGCUACGGGGAUCCCAAGCAAUAGAAUCAACACGCGAGUGAAGAGAAUGGGAGGAGCGUUUGGCGGCAAGGAAUCCAGAAGCGUUCAGAUUGCUGGCCUGCUCGCAAUUGCAGCGCUCAAGGAACGCCGGCCGAUGAGGAUCAUGCUAAGCCGUGACGAAGAUAUGGCAGUUAGCGGCCAAAGACACCCGAUAAGAUGUGACUGGAAAAUUGGCGUUACAAAGACCGGAAAACUGGUGGCUUUGCAGGCAGACUGCUACAGCAAUGCCGGGUGGUCCCUCGACAUGAGCUCUGCGGUUAUGGACCGGUGCAUAACUCACCUUGACAACUGCUAUGAAAUACCGAAUGUGUAUAUCAAAGGUUGGCUGUGCAAGACGAAUACUCAUAGUAACACCGCAUUCCGAGGCUUCGGCGGCCCGCAGUCCAUGUACUUUACAGAAACGAUCAUGUAUGACGUUGCAGAAAGGCUGAAAAUUGACGUUGACGAGCUCCGACUUCGAAAUUUGUAUAAUGAAGGAAAUUUGACUCCAUAUCUGCAAAAGAUAGACGAAGAUUGGCAUAUUCCGCUAUUGCUAGAGCAGCUCAAAAAGGAAGCAGAUUACGAGGCGCGAAAGGCAAAAGUCGAGGAAUUCAACUCCAAAAACAAGUGGAGGAAACGUGGAAUCUGCUUGGUGCCGACCAAAUUCGGGUUAUCCUUUUCAGCCGCUCAUUUGAACCAAGGAGCAGCGUCGGUGAAGAUCUACACAGACGGUUCCGUGCUUCUUAACCAUGGAGGGACUGAAAUGGGUCAGGGUCUCUAUACCAAGAUGUGUCAGGUCGCGGCGCAGGAGCUCAAAAUCCCUAUUGAUAAUAUAUACACUGCGGACACAUCUUCGUACCAAAUCCCCAAUGCGUCGCCUACGGCUGCUUCAUCGGGAAGUGAUCUGAAUGGAAUGGCUAUCAAGGACGCAUGUGAUCAGCUGAAUGAACGACUCCAGCCGUACCGAGAAAGAUUGGGUCCCAACGCAAGCUUCAAGGAGAUUACUCGUGCUGCAUAUAUGGACCGCGUCAAUCUUGCAGCCACGGGUCAUUGGAAGAUGCCUCGCAUCGGAUAUGUUUUUGGGGUGUAUGACCCAGAAUUGGUCAAACCGUUGUACUACUAUUUCACCCAGGGAGCUGCCUGUACCGAAGUCGAGCUUGACCUUCUCACUGGCGACCACUCAGUCCUCCGCACCGACAUCAAAUUAGACGUUGGCCGAUCCAUAAACCCAGCCAUCGACUACGGUCAAAUCGAAGGCGCAUUUGUCCAGGGCCAGGGCAUGUUCACAAUCGAACAAAGCCUCUGGACAAACGACGGCACGGGUCAGCUCUUCACUCGCGGACCAGGGACAUAUAAAAUCCCGGGGUUCGGCGAUAUCCCGCGCGAAUUCAACGUCACCAUGCUUCAGGGGGUGUCGUGGGAGAGUAUUCGUACGAUUCAGAGUAGUAAAGGGAUCGGAGAGCCGCCGGUGUUUUUGGGGUCUACGGUUCUGUUUGCCCUGCGUGAUGCGUUGCGGAGCGCUAGGGCGGAUAACAAUGUUUUUGAGCCGUUGAGGCUGGACUCGCCAGCGACCGCUGAGAGAUUGCGGUUGGCUGUGUGUGAUGAUCUUGUGGAAAUGGCCAAAGUUCAGCCUGGGCCGGGGGAGAAGCCGUUCUUUUUGACUGCGGUUUAG
Messenger RNA from Talaromyces rugulosus, 4305 nucleotides. RefSeq lists its product as uncharacterized. The record is from RefSeq and is a predicted model, not a curated record. Gene Ontology annotation, molecular function: 2 iron, 2 sulfur cluster binding; iron ion binding; oxidoreductase activity. The transcript is spliced from 5 exons. Bases 1 to 4305 code for a protein of 1434 amino acids. Lineage: Eukaryota; Fungi; Ascomycota; Eurotiomycetes; Eurotiales; Trichocomaceae.